AUGAUUAAUUUCUUUAAUAUAGUUGUAUUUGUACUACACUUGUUUUAUAUCAUAGGAAUUAUAAUUUUAUUUCUAGACCAUGUACAGUCUUCUAAAUUGAAUAUUGUGUACAAGCCAAAUGGUAGUUUUUCGAAACCCUUGUUCAUUAGUAAUUUGUUUGAUUUUAAGGAAAAAUUUAAGAACAAUUUUGUUAAGAAUCGAAAGAAAAGUGAUACAAAUUAUUACCAUGAUAAUUAUAAAAGGAACUAUUCAAAUACCAAUUCUAAUAUAUUUAUCGAAUCAUUCAAUAAAAAAAAUACCUUUAUUAAACCAAUAUAUGUAACCUUUCAAGAUGAUAUGAAUAAAAGUGUAGCUAGCCAAAAUGAAAGCAAAAAAAAAAAAAAAAAAAAAAAAAAUUCUGAACAAAACCAGCUAUUUUUGAAAAGUACGAAACAAAAAGAUAUUAAUGAAAUGACGAUUGAUGAGGAAAUUGAAAAUUAUGAUAACAUACAAAUGGAUAAAGAGGAAAUGAAUAAUAAAGAGGAUCAUAAAGAAAGUGAUAUUAAUGAUAAAAAUAAUAAUGAUUAUAGUUAUGAUAAAAAUAAUGAUUAUAGUUAUGAUAAUAAUAAUAAUAAUAAUAAUUAUAGUUAUGAUAAUAAUAAUAAUAAUUAUAGUAAUGAUAAAAAUAAUAAUAAUAAUUAUUUUAAAAAUAUGGAUAAUAGUGAAUAUGAAUUGGUAAAUGAUUAUAUCUUAUUAAGAAAAAAUGGAUUAACAAUAAAAGAAUUAAUGGAACAAGGGAAAUGGGCUUGUCCAAAAGAAAAUUUAAAAAUGAUAAGAGAACGUGUUAAUUCAAAAAUUAAUUGGAACUACAUUUUGAAGAAAAACAAUGAAUUACUUAAGGAUAAUGUAGAUAAAAUAUAUCAUGGAAUAUAUAAAAAAGAAAAUGUGGAUGAUUUAUUAUUUGUUUUUGAUACAUAUCCAUAUAAUUAUUUAAAUAUUACUAUGAGUGUUUUUUCUCUUUACAAAUUUGCAAAUAGUUAUCUAAACGAGAAGAAAGAAAAAAUGAAUAGUGUAAAUGAAAAGAAAUCUAAUUUUUUUAAUAAUAUAUCUAGUAAAAAUUUUUUGAUAAAAGAAGAUGAAAAAAAAAAAAAAAAAAAAAAAGAUGAUAUGGAAAAUAUAAAUGAACUUUUAAAUAUAAAACAUAAUGAUAAUAAAUCAAGAUGUAAUGAAAAAACGAAUUCAUAUGAUGAUAACUUUUUUGCUUUAGAAAAUAUACAAGAUGAUGUUGGUGAUAAUAACAUUUUUAAAAUAAAAGAAGAAAGAAAACGAUUAUAUUAUAUUACAACCAAUAGAAAUUUUCAAAGAAUUGUAGGUUCAAUUAAUAAACAUCUAAAAAUUAUCUAUAGAAUAUUUUCUUCUAAUGAAAAAUUAUCUUCUUAUGAAAAAAAUAAAAAUGUGUACAAAUUUAUUCCUUAUAUAAAUAUUAAAGAUAUUAUUAUUAUUUUAAAAUCAUUCUGUAUAUUAAAAUAUGAUCAUGCAAAUAUAUAUAAAUAUAUAUAUUUUUUUAUUGUUCAUUUUAUUCAUAAAUUCGAUAUAUAUAAUUUAUGCCAAGCAGUCCAUUUAUGUAUUAUUAAACAAAUAUAUAUCAAACCAUUAUAUCAAAACUUUUUAAAAUAUUUGCACAACAUUUUUCAACAAGACAAAAAUGAUUAUAUAGGAAAAAUAGAAAUAGCUCAAAGUAAAACGUCUUUGUCUUCAAAUAAUAAAAAAGAUACACAUGAAGAGUUACAGGAUAAUCAUAAUGCUACUAAUAAAAAUAAUGUUAAAAAAGAUAUCCUAUUGAAUAUAAAAUCAUAUGAUAAUAAUAGAAAUAACUUAUGUAAAGAUAUCAUUUCUUUAUAUGAUGCUAUAAAUAUUAAAGAUUUUUACAAUAACAUAGAAAACGCCAUGGAAGGAUAUUCUUCUAAUCCGUGCAAUUAUUAUACAUCACCUUUAUAUAACAAUAACUUUAAUUAUUAUAUAUACCAUUCUUGUAAUUAUUCUAAUAUUAACAAUGCUUUGGAUGAUGCGGAGGAAAAAAAAGAGAAAGAAAAAGAUAUAAAAGGUUUUAUGACAAAAGAUAUGAGAAAAGAGAAAGAAAGUUUUAUUGAACACAAUAUUAAUAAGGAUAUUACAAUAAAUGAAAAUAAUAACAAUAUAAAUAAUGUAAACAAUAUAAACAAUAUAAAUAAUGUAAACAAUAUAAAUAAUACAAAUAAUAGAAAGGAUAUUAAUUUAUAUGUAUAUAUUUUAUAUGUUUUAUCUAAAUUUCCAUACAGUAAUGUAAAUAUAAUUAAUAAAAUUAUUUUACAUAUAUUAAAAGAUAUACAUAAUUUAUCAAUAGACGAACUAAUAUUAACUUUUUAUAGUAUAGCCGAGCUCGAAUACGAGGAUUAUGAGGUGCAAAAUUAUUUAUAUCUCUUAAUUUUCCAGAGGCUACACUUGUUAAAUUAUAGAAACAAUGACACCUUGUUGAAGUUAAUCAAAUCGUUAUAUUUGACGAAUAAUUUGGAUAGGGUAUAUGAUUGUACAAAAAUGGAAAAUACUCCUGUAAAGGUGGAUGUAAAAGGAAGGGAAAAGGGAAAACAACAAGAUGAUGAGAAAGAAAAAGAUGACGAAGAAGAUAAAAGAAAAAACGAGCAAAAACAAAAUGAAUUUCAUAAUAAGGAAGAUGAAAAAAAAGGAGAAUUUCAUAUUAUGGAUAACGAAAAUAAUAGCUUAUCCAAUAAAAAAAAAAAUUGUGAUUAUAAGAAGCAUGUAGAAAAAGAACAUUCUGAUAGUUUUAUAGAACAUAUAAAUAAUGAUGAAAGUAAUAAAAUGGAAAGUAUAAAAACUUUAAUGAUAUAUGUUAUAUCAAAGAUGGUAUUAAAAAAUAUAAAUAAUUAUAGUCCUACUGAAUUAGUAGAUAUUAUUAGAUAUUUAUCUGCUUUUAAAUUUAUAAAUAAAGAAUUAUUUUCUUUUGUAUAUAAUUUACCAUUUUUUAAAAAUUUAAAUGAAGAUAUCUUAAACUAUUAUAAAAAUAAUGUAUAUUUUAAUCAAUCCUAUUAUGCUUAUACAAAAAAUAAUAAUAUAAAUACACCUAUAGAAAUUAUGUUAUGUAAAUUAUAUCAAUCCUAUUUAUCAUAUAAUAUGUUUAUAAAACAAAUAGAUACUAGCUAUAUAAAAAAUGUAAUAAAGGAUGAUAUUAUUAAAACGAUUUAUAAAAGAAAUAAUGAACAAGUAAAAGUUAUACAAUUUAAUAAUUCAAUCAUCCAAUUAUUAAAAAACACCUAUCUAAAUAAUAUGAAAAUAUCUUCAUAUGCAUCUUCUUCUUUACAUUAUGAAAUAGCAGAUAUAAUAAAUAAAGAUUUUAAAAUUCCCUGUCAUGUGGAAUAUCAAACCUCUAAUGGAAUCAUAAUAGAUAUUGCUAUAUUAUAUGAAGACAUCAAAAAAAUAGAUCCAACAUGUCCUUUCUUUAAAAAUAUUGCAAUCGAAAUAAAUGGUCCAUUUCAUUACAAAACGAAAUCUUUGAGUAACCAUUUUCCUUUGAUUAACACAAAGACAAUUUUAAAAAAGAGGCUAUUGCAAUUUGAAGACUGGGAUGUAAUAUCUUUUCCCUUUUGGGAAAUCAAGCCAUGGUUUAGUAAAACGAGGAAAGAAAGUUACAUAUUAAAAAUGUUACCCGAAAAGCUCAAAACUUUUUUUAAAUAA
Molecule: messenger RNA, 3708 nt
Organism: Plasmodium reichenowi
Lineage: Eukaryota; Apicomplexa; Aconoidasida; Haemosporida; Plasmodiidae
Product: RAP protein, putative
Exons: 3
Coding region: 1-3708 (1235 amino acids)
Source: RefSeq, a predicted model, not a curated record